Molecule: messenger RNA, 339 nt
Organism: Funneliformis mosseae
Lineage: Eukaryota; Fungi; Glomeromycota; Glomeromycetes; Glomerales; Glomeraceae
Source: the annotation of a GenBank genome assembly
AUGAGGAAUGUUAGAAAUGUAAAAGAAGCUCGACGGAAAACGAAAGAAAUAACGAAACAAGCAGACCACGGUCCGUUCUACAAAGACCAGGACCGGCUUAGACCGGACCGAGUAGGACCAUUAGAUUUAAGCAUAGAUACCUUAUAUUCGGUGAUCAAAGAAUUUAUUGAAAUUCCAGAACUUAAUGCAAGCAAUGUUAAUUAUUCAAACAUAGCAUUAUUAUUUAACAAGAUGGCCGAUCGUGUUAUAAGACCAAUUUGCGCAGAAUUUUCUAUGGUCAACAGGAAACACCAGAGAAAGUCUUGGGAUGACACCGACGAACAGAUUUGCCACCGAUAG